AUGAUAUACCGCUAUUUGACCCGGAAUUUCAAAUACUGGAGUUCCCGGGGAAUCAAUGGCCCGAAACCUGUCCCACUAUUUGGCACUAUAUGGCAAAUGUUUAAAAGGCCCAUGGCUGAAGUUGGCCUGGAUAAUUAUAGGAAAUAUGGAAAAAUAUAUGGCACAUUUAUUGGCACUCAACCGAUACUGAUGGUAACUGACCCGGAGCUGAUCAAAGACAUGAAUAUAAAGGACUUUCACGUAUUUGUAAACCGAAAUGAUUUCUUAUUCAAUGAUAUCCUGAACGACAGGGCGUUGACUAAUCUGAUGGGAGACGAGUGGAAGACUAUGCGAUCGAUUAUAAGUCCGACGUUUUCGAGCGGAAAGAUGCGGUCAAUGCAUCCCAUUAUCAUUGAUUGUGUCCACAGAUUAGACAACUAUUUGGAGACCAAAGCCAUGACUGGAGAAGACGUGGAGAUGAAGAAAACGAUGGGAAGCCUAACAAUGGAUGUGAUCGCUUCGUGUGCUUUCGGCACCAAAAUAGACACAUAUAAUGACCACAAAACCAAUGAAUUCCUCGAAAAUGCUAAAAAGGUUUUUCACGCGAGUAUGUGGCGU
This is a messenger RNA of Oppiella nova, 597 nucleotides long. Lineage: Eukaryota; Metazoa; Arthropoda; Arachnida; Sarcoptiformes; Oppiidae. The record is from the annotation of a GenBank genome assembly.